AGUGAAUGAUAUAUUUCUUAAAAUUUACUCUUAUAAGUUAUGAGAUGGGGGAAAAAAUGACAUGCAAACAGAUAAUUGGGUCAUAUUUCACAACUAAUUUGUUCUCUAUAGUUAUUAUUAUUAUUUCUAUGUAUAAAAGACUUUCUCUCAUGAGUUGUCAAAAUGUUAAUAUAAAUUGGACCAGAAAGGUAUGACAGGUUCAUCAAUUUGUAAUUAAGAAAAAAAUAUCCAACAAAAAGUUAAGAUAGCCAAAAUAUGGUGUUUUUUAAAUUAAAACCCAAAAAAUAUAUAUAUUCAAAAUAGGCCAUAAUCAGAAGUUCAUCAUUAUCUAAUCUAAACUAGAUUCUUUCCAAGUUUUUUUUCACAAUAAUACAAAAAAAUAAUAAAAAUCAAGUCAUACCAUAGUAGCUCAAUUAACUACCAAAAAGCCUUAGUUCUCUUGAAACAAAAUUAUAUGGUUAUUGAACAGAUUAUAUAUAUAUUGGAGUUUAGAAAAGAUUACUCAAGAUAACUGAUGCUAAAUUAUAAACACUUUCAACCAAAUUUGAUUAAAACAAAAAUCAAUAAUACGUUUUUUGGUAGAAUAUUAGAUAGGUAAAAGCAAAUAUUAAAUAACAGUAGAUUUUGUAUUUAGAUUUGUUCUAUAAACAAAAACGAUGAUACAAUGAUCAAUCAAUUUCUUGCUGAAUAAUAUACUCUGUUUCUUAGUAAAGUCUCGAAGCUUUUGGGUUUUAAAUAUUGAGUUGUUUUGUUUUCAAAAGAUCUGAGAUUGUAGAGCUUUAUAAAUCAUAUGAGUAUUGCAUAUCGGAAUUGGUUCCUCAGUGCCAAUAUCUGAGAUGUCAAUGGAAAGUCAAGUCGAAGAAAAGCUUUGCUCAAAUAGAGCAGAGAGAGGUCAUCAGUCAGGCUGGAUAUCUGGGAUUUUCAGAAGGAAGAAGAAGAUACCAUCACAAGAAGAUGGUGAUAGUGAACAUCACAUAUCUGAAGAUUCUCGUUUGGUGAGAAGACACAAAGCCAAGAAUCUGCAUUUUUCUCUUUCUGAGAUCAUGAGGAAGCUGAAACAUGCAAUCAGAAAAGAGAAACUGCAGCACGCCCAUAGAUUGUUGGAGAAGAAGAAAAGCUUUCAGAAGAGUUUGUCAACUAAAGAUCAUUUCUUUCUCGAGCGCAUGACUUCAAUAUCUCGGAAGAGAUCUCAUCGAGAACACUACGACAGCGAGAAACAUCUCUCUGAGAUGUUAAGAAAUCAAAGGACGACCGUAUGGCUUCCCGAGUAUUCGUCUCCUUUCUGCAGCCCGGGAAGAAUAUGGGACCAGAAUUCAACCGUGCUUUCGAGAUCUUCUUCAGAUGAUUUCAUGAACUCUGAAACAGUUGCAGAUGAUUUCUUAACUAUCAAAGAGAUAGAUUCUGCUUCACCACUCGAAGCUAUUAGCCCUUUCAUAUCCAAAAGCAAUCAGAUUGCUGCUGAGAUAUCAAAAGUUGAAGCUCAUGGUGGAGAGAAUGAGGGUGGAAUCUUGGAAGAGCCGCUAUUCAUUGAAAAUCCAGCAAGAGGUGAAGCAAAGAUACAAAAACCUCAGUGUAGCCAAUUGCAAGAAGAUACCGGUGGGAUGGAUGACAAAGAAUCUGUGUUUAAGUACAUAAAAGCGGUGUUGGAUGCAAUAGACUCGAACUGGGAAGAGCUGUAUCUGAAAACGGAAUCCUCUGACCAGCUUCUUUAUCCAGCAUUGAUCAGCAACAUACCAUUCUAUCCAAAUAAGCUUUGUUCAGACCACGAGCUCCUCUUUGACGGCAUCAAUGAAGUUCUCUUCGAUUUCUGCAGGUAUCCUCAAUGGGUUUCCUUUGUAAAACCCAGAAGCCAAGUCUUGGCAUUUAGCAUUGAAAGCAUUGUUAGCGAGGUUCAAGAAAAGGUUUAUCAUCAUCUCUUGCCAAUGCAAAUCCCUAGACCGUUGGACCAAAUAGUUAGAGAAGAGAUGGCUACACCCAGGAGCUGGUUAGACACUAGAUGUGACCUCGAGUGCAUUGGCUUUGAGACUAGCGAAUUGAUUCUAGAUGAACUAGUGGAAGAAGUCAUGAGUGAGACUUGGGAAGAGGGGAUGAUCAAAAAUGGUUAUUGCAUAAAAGAGAUAUGUAGAAACUAGUAGUAUUCAAGAUUCUUUAAAUAAAGUACUAGACAGAAAUUUUGGGAACAGAAUGGGUAUGUUGGCAAAAUUCGAAACCAAACACUCAUGUUGGAAGUAUGUGCUGCAUCCCAGCCUACUACUAUUGCAUGAAUGUUAAUGUUUGAUCUAUGUUCCAAUGUAAUCAGUUUUUGAGAAUUACUAUUGUAGAAAGAGCUAUUAUAAGCCCGCAUAAAUGUUGUUAUGA
Molecule: messenger RNA, 2358 nt
Organism: Capsella rubella
Lineage: Eukaryota; Viridiplantae; Streptophyta; Magnoliopsida; Brassicales; Brassicaceae
Exons: 4
Coding region: 837-2132 (431 amino acids)
Source: RefSeq, a predicted model, not a curated record